AGGGGAAAGAGCUGGGAGACACAGGGUCAAAGGGGUUUUUGAUUUCUUAAAGGCAAAGAACAAGGGUAUGGCUCCUCCCUUUCAAAGAAAGGAAACCAGUGACACUCCAGACUCAGGUCACAGCUCCACCCUUUCGAGAAAAUGAAACUAACAGCCUCCUAGACCCAGGCAGCAGAAGAGGUAGAAGCUAACAGGGUUUGGCAGCCAACUCUGCCGCCUCUGGCUCUCCUGUCCCUGCCUGAGCAUCAUGAAGAAGCUCAGAAAGACCCGAGCCAACCAACUGGACAAGUUCAUCGAAGACCGCCUCCUGCCAGACGAGGAUUUCCGCACGCAGGUCAAUGAAGCCAUCCACAUCAUCUGCAGUUUCCUGAAGGAGAGGUGUUUCCAAUCGGCCCCCUACCCUGUUCGGGUGUCCAAAGUUGUGAAGGGUGGCUCCUCAGGCAAAGGCACAACCCUCAAGGGCCUAUCAGAUGCUGACCUUGUCAUCUUCGUCACCAGUCUCACAAGUUUUCGGGAACAGCUUCAGCACCGAAGACAAUUCAUCGAGGAAAUUAGGAAACAGCUGGAAGCUUGUCAAAGAGAGGAAAUAUUUGAAGUGGUGUUUGAGGUCCAGAAACACCGAAGGAAGAAGCCCCGUGCUCUCAGCUUCGUGCUCAGGUCCCCUCAGCUCCUCCAGGGGGUAAAGUUUGAUGUCCUGCCUGCCUUUGAUGCCCUGGGGGAGCACUCCCAAGUGUGAGUCCCUGGGGAGACAGGGCGAGUUCUCCCCCUGCUUCACGGAGCUGCAGCGAGCCUUCCUGAAGGAGCGUCCAACCAAGCUGAAGAGCCUCAUCCGCCUUGUGAAGCACUGUGUAGGAUGAGACGUGGGAAAAAACUGCCCCCACAAUAUGCCCUGGAGCUCCUGACAGUCUAUGCUUGGGAGCAAGGAAGCAUGGAAACAGAAUUCAGCACAGCUCAGGGAUUUCGGACUGUUUUGGAAUUAGUCCUGAAGCACCAGCAUCUCUGCAUCUACUGGGAAAAGUAUUAUGACUUUAAAAACCCUAUUAUUGGACAAUACCUGAAAAGGCAACUUGCAAAACCCAGACCUGUGAUUCUGGACCCAGCUGACCCUACUGGAAAUGUGGCUGGUAAAGACCCAUAUAGCUGGCAGCUACUGGCACAAGAGGUUAGAGUCUGGCUGGGGUACUCAUGCUGUAAGAAUUGGGAUGGGUCUCCAGUCAGCACCUGGAAGGUGCCGGUGUGACCUCCUGAUUCCCUCAUGUGACCUGAUAUUAAUGGCACGUUGAAAGAACAACUUCUAGAAAUACUGCAUUAAAUCAAAUUGAAUUUCAUCUCUGUCUUUGUACUCUUUUACUGUGGUUACUAGAAAAUGUAAAAUUACACAUAUGUUCUGCCCCAGAAUGAAUCACUGGAUUAGACAAUAGGCUUACCAACUCACAUUGUCACCCCGUCUUGGUACCAAAAACAACAUUGCAUUUACAGAAGUCCAUUCAAUAAAAACUCCCUUAAGGAUGCACAAAAGAUCAAGCAUGUUCUUACCACCUGAGUCACUGGUCACGUGUGUGGCUGCAAAACAGUCUUUGGCUUCUCCAUAUUACUGUUCCUCCUUUGAGUCCUCCAGCAUCCCUGUGAGAUGGUUCUUAUUCUUGUUGUCAUAAUAAUACACUGAGAUUUGGGCACUUGCUCAAGUCACCAAACAUUCCAGCAGCAUUUGUUGAAGGGACCAUCCUUUCCCCACUGUUCUGUAAAAGCCACCUCUAACAUAUGUCCAGAGCCCGUCUGUGUGUGAGUCUGUGUAGUUCCAUUGGUCAACUUUGGCAUCCUUGAGUUAAUACUACCUUGACUAAUUACUCUAGCCUGGUGUUAAUUCUUAAUAUCUUGUAGAAAACUCCGUUCUUAUCCAAACCAAUGUCUUCUCUUGGCUCUAUUUCUAUGUUAAUAUUAUACUCCAUUUGUGAAAUUUCACCCAAAAUACGGGGAGGCAUUUGAUUAGAAUUCCAUAAAUUAGUUCAGGGAAGAUGACAUCUAUUGAGAAUCCCAAUCCACAAACUUGGAGCUUCUUUCCAUUAAUUUUCCUCUUCUUGAAUUACUCUGUAACUAUGUUUUAUAGUUUUUCCCUGCAUUGGUCUUAAGUGUUUUGUCAUAUCAUUCCUAGAUACUUGUUUUUAUGUUAUUGUACUUAGUAGGUUUUCUUUAAUUUCAUUUUGUAAUGGUUGGUUUCAUGAAGACCUAAAUGUUUUCAGUGGGUAUAUUCGAUUAAAGCAUGGUGAGUGAGCUUUGUACUUUUCUGAAUUUUGCGAUUUUUGUUUUGCUGUAAAUUUGUACUGCUUGAAUGACCACAAGAAACA
Molecule: messenger RNA, 2345 nt
Organism: Balaenoptera acutorostrata (minke whale)
Lineage: Eukaryota; Metazoa; Chordata; Mammalia; Artiodactyla; Balaenopteridae
Product: 2'-5'-oligoadenylate synthase 1
Exons: 5
Biological process (GO): defense response to virus; negative regulation of viral genome replication; regulation of ribonuclease activity
Cellular component (GO): membrane; cytosol; nucleoplasm
Molecular function (GO): 2'-5'-oligoadenylate synthetase activity; double-stranded RNA binding
Source: RefSeq, a predicted model, not a curated record